AUGCCAUCCCCGACAAAGGCAAUCGCGCUGAAUAUCACAAAUCGCGAUGAGGUCAUGGCCACAGUCCUUCUCGCUCAUCAUGUGGUGGUGUACGUUGAGGAUAAUAUGACGAUGUUGAUGGUGGAAGACGACACCAAGGUCAAGGUUCCCGACAAGUGUGUCGAUCUCAUCAAAGUCGUAGUCCAUCAGCUACAGCUGUAUCAACGUACCACCAGCGCUCUGAUGAAGAUUCCUCAAUCAUCCAUCGAGGAUUGGCAAAUCCAGUUUUACUUAGCUCUCACCGCGUACACCGCUGAAGUCAUCACCGCAUUCGCUCGUGAGGUGAAGGAUGAUGCGGUCAAGGCCACAAACUCUAAAUGGCGAUCUGCAUAUCUCGACUAUCACAUUGCCCUGUUGUUACAGAACAGCGCGUUCACCAAGGAACAUCAGACAAUUGCGGUAAAAAAGAUGAAGCGAUCAUGGAUUCACUUCCAAGAGAAGAAGGUUUACAAGCCGAUCGAAUCACUGACACAUCAAGGGCUUCACCAGAUCUUGUGCGUCGAUGGAGACGAUUCGUGCGGGGGUCCCUUUGAGCACAAGCGCUCGAUUGAUGAGAUGAUCGAGGACGUGAUUACGAAGAUAAAUGCCAGCAACACCAUCAACAAGGAUGCCGAGAAGCCUUUUGAAGUGCGUAUAACACAACGGCCUCAGGUCAAAGCCACUGCAAAACCUGCUGUCGUUGGAGGUGAUACAUCAUCUGUUCAGCGUGGAAAGAAGUCGAACUUAUUUGACAAGCGUGGACGUCGCAAGGAAAACGCGAAAGUGGCUGGGACGGGGAAACUUAGGUCGGAGUUGCAGUCAGAAGAUGAGGAGAGCAACAGCGAACGCCUUGCCAAUGAUUUCGAACGACAGGAAGACGCGAAAAAGUCACCUAAGCCUCGCAAGACAAUCCAUAAAUCACCAUCCUCGAAAGCCUCCGGGAAGGGAAAAGCUGAGGCACAAAUAUUGGUGGCGGACUCCGGGGAUGAGGCAUCAGAUGCUUCAAGUGGGAUGAUGAAGUUAGAGCCAUUUACUGGCAACGAGGAUUUCUGGUCAAUGGGAGGGCCGGAAAGUGACGAUGAUCAUUCUGAUGAUCUGCUCUCUUCAUCCACUGACCAGGCUAGAGAGGAGAUUUGGGCAAGGGAAGAACGCCCUAUCAGAUCGCGGAUGCGGCCAUUCAAAAGCGGGGGUCAUGAUGAUACCCCGCUCCCUCCUACGCUAGCUGACUGGGACGAUUGGCACAAGAUUGCAUUCGAGCAGGGAACCUCGGAAGUCUUUCUCAAGCUUGCGACCUGGAUGCUCCUUCGAUUUCGCCAGCUGUCAAAGAUAGACAUCGACGCUGAUGUGAAUGGUGUUAUCAUUCCAUCGGACCCACGGACGAUGCGAUUUCCGGAUGGAGAUGAGUUUCUUGAAGCCCUAGGCAUGGAACGUCUGUAUUCUGCGAUCGUGCACAUGGAAGCACGCCCUGCCUACCUCAGCCACAUCUUUCAUGCACUGGGGGCGGUAGCCGACGACACAGAUAUCGGGAGUACUCACCCAGCAAUGUCGCCCACCUGCUCGCCACCAGCGGUGAGACGAAGCAUGAUGUUCGACCAACGAUUUCCCUGGUUAUCCGUGGCGGGCGAAGAUGACGAAGUCUCAGAUGCAUUACAGGCAAUGGACAUUGAUGAUGACGACGCGCAUGUGGACGUCGGACGGAAAGGGGGUGUAGCGAUGUCUGUGAAGCGCAAGCGAACAUCAUCACAUACUUCACCGCUGAAGACGGAGAGCGGUCGACGGCCUUCCAAACGUCCAAAGGACGAUAUACCCGAUCAGGUGCACGAUGCACACGCCGACAGUGUUGCGCUCAACGCAUCCGAUGACGUUGAUCGCACCUCCACAGAAGCCGCAACCGCGAAUCCUUCAUUGCCGCAGGAAUCCGUUUCAUCCGGGGGCGCAAUUCCAAGUCAACAGCUUCAGGACGAAACAUCUGAAGAUCACGAGGCAUCAGUUGAUGCUGUAGUCUCUGAACCAGUGGCGAUGAUGACGAUGCAAGACAUCACCCCAUCGGAGACGACAAUCGAUAACUCAGAUGCCUGGCUGACCAAUAUGACUCGCGCCCGUGCUUGA
This is a messenger RNA of Suillus paluster, 2127 nucleotides long. RefSeq lists its product as uncharacterized. The record is from RefSeq and is a predicted model, not a curated record. The coding region runs from base 1 to 2127 and encodes 708 amino acids. The transcript is spliced from 12 exons. Lineage: Eukaryota; Fungi; Basidiomycota; Agaricomycetes; Boletales; Suillaceae.